Homalodisca vitripennis (glassy-winged sharpshooter) is the source of this 705-nucleotide messenger RNA. RefSeq names its product RNA-binding protein 12-like. The transcript has 2 exons. The record is from RefSeq and is a predicted model, not a curated record. The coding region runs from base 133 to 510 and encodes 125 amino acids. NCBI's taxonomy places the organism in Eukaryota, Metazoa, Arthropoda, Insecta, Hemiptera, Cicadellidae.
AACCAUCAUUGGCUGGAAUUGUUUCUUGGAAGAUAAGUUUUCAUAGUCAUUAAUGCCAGCCACUUAAGCGUAUAUAAGCCUGUAUUCACACAUACGAGUACAGCCAUCUUCUGUUGACAACUAUCCACCAACAUGUUUACAAAGUCUGUAGCAGUGGUUAGCUGUGUCCUGGUGGCAGUGGUCAACACAUACGCACAAGUGCCUUCAGCUUCGUCGUUUCCAUCAAAUCCGCCAGUACCAGGAAUAUCAUCCAUGCCAUCAGUAUCAUCAGCUUCACCAGUGCCAGCGAUGCCACCUAUGCCAUCAUACCAGUCGAUGUCAUCAGAUCCAUCAGCAGCGGGGAUACCGUCAAUAUUGAUUUCAUCAAUACAACCUAUGCCAUCAAACCCGUCAAAUCCAUCAGCGGUGCCAAUGCAAUCUGUGCCGUCAAUAAUAAUUUCAAUGCUGCCAGAGAUGCCACAAAUACCACCUGUACAACAAAUGCCACCAUACAACGCAGCAACAGCAUAAGCUACUGAAGUUAGAUGUAAACUACCAAAAAAACAUGUAAACAGGCCACCAAGAUGAAUCUUUAACUUGAUCGCCUAUCUUUUCACAGUAAUCGGCAUGCUGUGUGCAUCAAAUCUCAAAAAUACUAACUAUACUAAUAAAUAUCACAUUUUACAAAUAUCAAUGUUGUAUAAAUAAAUAUAUGUAACUUAAUUA